Rattus rattus (black rat) is the source of this 1926-nucleotide messenger RNA. It is a transcript of the gene Rxfp3, whose product is annotated as relaxin family peptide receptor 3. Gene Ontology annotation, cellular component: membrane. Gene Ontology annotation, biological process: G protein-coupled receptor signaling pathway; immune response. Bases 397 to 1833 code for a protein of 478 amino acids. Gene Ontology annotation, molecular function: G protein-coupled receptor activity. The transcript has a single exon. NCBI's taxonomy places the organism in Eukaryota, Metazoa, Chordata, Mammalia, Rodentia, Muridae. The record is from RefSeq and is a predicted model, not a curated record.
CUCUAAAAGGAGGGAAAGUCCUCCCUCCCGGCAACCGCAGAAGCCACCAAAGGCACUGGGAAGAGAAGCGACCGGUGAACUGUGUCUCUGAGCGGAGGACUGCGUCUAAGUGACAACGGGGAAGCGGAGGGGUAAGACUCGGUCUGAUAGUGGGUAGCUGGAAAGUCAGUCCUCACCAGGAGGAACCUUGAUCCCCAGCCACUUCCUUCCUCUACUCUAAAUCCGUCAAAACUGAUGCUGAGUGCCGCCAACCCCUGAGCCCGGGGCGGUUGGUGCGGCUCGGUGUCCAGUUUCCAGGAGCGGUCUUCAGCCUUCUUAGAAAGCUCGGGCACCUGCUCUGCGCGCCAGCCUGGGUACCACACCCGGAGCAAGCGCUGACUCUCGGGCUUGCAGAACAUGCCCAAGGCGCACCUGAGCAUGCAAGUGGCUUCUGCAACCACCGCAGCCCCCAUGAGUAAGGCAGCUGCGGGUGAUGAGCUCUCCGGAUUCUUCGGCCUCAUCCCAGACUUGCUGGAGGUUGCCAACACGAGCGGCAAUGCGUCGCUGCAGCUUCAGGACUUGUGGUGGGAGCUGGGGCUGGAGUUGCCGGACGGUGCGGCGCCUGGGCACCCCCCUGGCAGCGGUGGGGCAGAGAGCGCGGACACAGAGGCCAGGGUACGGAUCCUCAUCAGCGCCGUUUACUGGGUGGUUUGUGCCCUGGGACUGGCUGGCAACCUGCUGGUUCUCUACCUGAUGAAGAGCAAACAGGGCUGGCGCAAAUCCUCCAUUAACCUCUUUGUCACUAACCUGGCGCUGACUGACUUUCAGUUUGUGCUCACUCUGCCCUUCUGGGCGGUGGAGAACGCAUUAGAUUUCAAGUGGCCCUUUGGCAAGGCCAUGUGUAAGAUCGUGUCUAUGGUGACAUCCAUGAACAUGUAUGCCAGCGUCUUCUUUCUCACUGCUAUGAGUGUGGCGCGCUACCACUCGGUGGCCUCAGCUCUCAAGAGCCAUCGGACCCGCGGGCACGGCCGUGGCGACUGCUGCGGCCAGAGCUUGGGGGAGAGCUGCUGUUUCUCAGCCAAGGUGCUGUGUGGAUUGAUCUGGGCUUCUGCCGCGAUAGCUUCGCUGCCCAAUGUCAUUUUUUCUACCACCAUCAGGGUGUUGGGCGAGGAGCUGUGCCUCAUGCACUUUCCGGACAAGCUCCUGGGUUGGGACCGGCAGUUCUGGCUGGGUUUGUACCACCUGCAGAAGGUGCUGCUGGGCUUCCUGCUGCCGCUGAGCAUCAUCAGUUUGUGUUACCUGUUGCUCGUGCGCUUCAUCUCCGACCGCCGCGUAGUGGGGACAACGGAUGGAGCGGGAGCAACAGCGCCUGGGGGGAGCCUGAGUACAGCCGGCGCUAAGAGACGCUCCAAGGUCACCAAGUCGGUGACCAUCGUAGUCCUUUCCUUUUUCUUGUGUUGGCUGCCCAACCAAGCGCUCACCACCUGGAGCAUCCUCAUCAAGUUCAACGUAGUGCCCUUCAGUCAGGAGUACUUUCAGUGCCAAGUGUACGCGUUCCCAGUCAGCGUGUGCCUGGCACACUCCAACAGCUGCCUCAACCCCAUCCUCUACUGCUUAGUGCGCCGCGAGUUCCGCAAGGCGCUCAAGAACCUGCUGUGGCGCAUAGCAUCGCCUUCGCUCACCAACAUGCGCCCCUUCACCGCCACCACCAAGCCAGAACCCGAAGAUCACGGGCUGCAGGCCCUGGCGCCACUUAAUGCUACUGCAGAGCCUGACCUGAUCUACUAUCCACCCGGUGUGGUGGUCUACAGCGGAGGUCGCUACGACCUUCUCCCUAGCAGCUCUGCCUACUGAGACCUGCCAAGGCUCAAGAAGGUCUUUCAAGGAAACAGAGACUGGAGGGAGAACAGUUUGGGGGCUGGAAGAGCAGAGGUGGAGAAAAUGAUA